Molecule: messenger RNA, 666 nt
Organism: Candidozyma auris
Lineage: Eukaryota; Fungi; Ascomycota; Pichiomycetes; Serinales; Metschnikowiaceae
Exons: 1
Coding region: 1-666 (221 amino acids)
Source: RefSeq, a predicted model, not a curated record
AUGACCCAGGAUAUGAACCUGGAAGUCACCGAGGCCUCAGCUGGUUUCAAUCAUCUUAAUACGGCUUCUUUUGUCUUCAAUUUGGAGAAAGUGUAUGGCCUAAAUCCCCUUCACCUUAACGAUCUUGUCAAGCUGUUACUGCUUCUCUGUUCACCUCAUAGCGACAUCCCUCACGACAAAGUACAACAAAUCCUCAACAAGGCUCUGCUUGGCUUGCUGACGGCAAAAUCACUAGAUGAGGCGAAGGCUGCAAUUGAUGUAUUCUUCAGGAUCGAGAAAUGCAACGCAAUCCACAACGAGGGUUUGCUGAAGGCAUUGGAAACAUUCAAACAAGUGUUGAACAGUUUUGGUGAACAGUCGGAGAUGAUGGAGAUGCACAACGAAAUGGCCGAAAAGAGACUUCAUGCUGCGUUUAUGAGUUUGGGCGCUAGGGAAAACGAGCUUCGCAGGUUUCUCGAUGCACUUGCUUAUCAAUGCAUUGCUUUUCCCCAUAAUAAGCGGCUUACAGAGGCGAAAGAGGCUCUUGUGAAGCGUCUUCGGCAGCCUGACGUCAACAAGCUCGGUUGUGUUCGAGACUUUCUCUUCUUCUUCAACGAGAUGGCCGAAAUGGAAUACCAUCAUAUCAACGGCCUUUUCUGUGCCGUAAUCUGCCUGCUCAUCGAGUGA